GUUCCGUGUUCACGUUUACUUCACCAUGCAGUCCCCAUUGAAAUAAAAAAGGUUGUGGCAAAUGGACUUCCUCACUCUGUUUGGCAUUUAUGUGGCGGUGGUUCUCGCAUGUAUUGCUCUGGUUUGUAAGUAUUCAGGGCAUCAACAGACUCCUCUCGGUCAGCUGUUGGACACAAUCACAGGGGUUGUCUCUCCAUGGAUCCCACAAUGUCUUCAAAACAUUUGCUACAAGACUACGCACAGACUGUUCCAUCAAAGGAACAACUUCUUCCUUUAUGUGCACCUGUUACUUGAAGUUGUUGUGUAUGCAGAGUUUUCCCAUGAGGUCUUUGGAUUCUGUUUGGACAUGGGCACAAGUUUCUUCAGCUUGUGCAUUCCUUACAUCCUCCUAGCAUUCAAGUCCUAUCUGUUCUACCUGUGUUGUAGAAGAGACCCAGGCACACUGACAAAGGAAAACCAUACUGCACAACUGAAGGUGUAUCAGUAUGAUGAAAAUCUGUUCCAGCAGGGAAUCAGGUGUUCAACUUGUCAGCUAGUGAAACCUGCCCGGUCCAAACACUGUAGGGUUUGCAAUCGAUGUGUCCAGAGAUUUGACCACCACUGCGUGUGGGUGAAUAACUGCAUUGGUGCUCAGAACACUAGGUACUUUCUUCUGUACCUUCUAAGUGUAUGUACCAUGGCAGGUGAUAUUGCAGUUCUAACAGCAGACAUGUUGGUCCAAACUGUUCUGCGAACUGGACUUCUGCAUGCUCAAUACAUUGAUGAGCAGGGUGAGCAAAAGCCUGUCGGACCGCUCUUCAUCAUCCAGCAUCUCUUUCUGACAUUCCCAAGGAUUGUCUUCAUGCUGGGGUUCCUGGUAUUUGUCUUUUUCCUUUUGGCGGGUUAUUCCAUGUUUCACAUGUAUCUGGCUUUGGUGAAUCAAACCUCCAAUGAGUGGUUUAAAGGAAAAGGCCACAGCUGCCAGCAUUGCCAUCCUCACUCUGGACAUACCUGCCGGACCUCAUACAAUCCAUUCAGAGGUUUCUAUCACAGGGGAAUUCUCAAAAAUCUGGGGGAAAUAUUUUGGCCCUUAUGUGCUAAGAAAAAAGACAAUUAGACAAAGUGUGUUCUUUAAACUGUGGAUUUCUUUAUUUAAUUUCACUUUUAUUUUGGUAAAUGGGAUUUUUUUUAAUUUAUUUGUAUUAAAUAUUUUCUCAGCCUUACAAUGUAUUCAUACAGUAUUGGUACACUUUCUCUUUUGUAUCUGUACACUUUCUCUUUUUUCCCCUGUGUGUCUUUGUAUGUUUUAAGGGAUUGUUCACCCUAAAAUGAAAAUUGUCAUCAUUUUAGGGUUUCUAGAGUCAGGUAUAUCCUUUAAGUAUAAGGAAAUUUUAAAUGGGGAUUUCCAGUCUCUGAAAGGUGGGAAAUUGGUUUAUGGAAAUAAGUUAAAUGUUAAACAGUCACAGACAUUUCUACAGUGCAUAUACCUUUUAUUAAGUUAUGCUGUGUUCUAAAACGUUUUAUUGGUUAGAAUUUGCUCUCUGUUAGUACAAUCUAUUAAAAACAUUCUUAAUUCUGUAAUGACUGGAAAAAUCAUGAGAAUUAUUUGGUCAAAAAGUGUGAGACCCCUGUAAUUUACUCAGCCUUGUGUUAUUCCAAACCUGUAUGACUGACUUUCUUAUGUGGAACACAAAAGGAGAUCUUAAGCAGAAUGUGAUGGACGGACCGUUUCAGUCCCCAAUUAUUGCUGAUUUUUCCAAACCAUAAAAGUGAAUAUAGAACGAGGUUGUCAUUCAGUCCAACUUCUCAUUGUUUGUUUCAUGGAAGAAUGUCAUUGGAGUUUGG
Messenger RNA from Xyrauchen texanus (razorback sucker), 1824 nucleotides. It is a transcript of the gene zdhhc4, whose product is annotated as zinc finger DHHC-type palmitoyltransferase 4. The record is from RefSeq and is a predicted model, not a curated record. Gene Ontology annotation, molecular function: protein-cysteine S-palmitoyltransferase activity. NCBI's taxonomy places the organism in Eukaryota, Metazoa, Chordata, Actinopteri, Cypriniformes, Catostomidae. Gene Ontology annotation, cellular component: Golgi apparatus; endoplasmic reticulum. Bases 62 to 1096 code for a protein of 344 amino acids. The transcript has 7 exons. Gene Ontology annotation, biological process: peptidyl-L-cysteine S-palmitoylation; protein targeting to membrane.